Molecule: messenger RNA, 10384 nt
Organism: Pogoniulus pusillus (Red-fronted tinkerbird)
Lineage: Eukaryota; Metazoa; Chordata; Aves; Piciformes; Lybiidae
Gene: SHANK2
Product: SH3 and multiple ankyrin repeat domains 2
Exons: 25
Coding region: 286-5928 (1880 amino acids)
Cellular component (GO): postsynaptic membrane; dendritic spine; postsynaptic density
Molecular function (GO): ionotropic glutamate receptor binding; synaptic receptor adaptor activity
Source: RefSeq, a predicted model, not a curated record
CGGUGGAAGUUUCGCGCCGGCUGCGGCACUCAGCCCUGCGGGCUGCCGAGCUGGCCGCUGCGUGCUUCUGCCACUCGGGGCUGCAGACAAAGCCUCUCGGCUGGCUGCACCCGUCGAGCUGUGUUGGACCCGUUGCUGACUCCUCUCAGCUCCGUCACGGUCAAGAGCGGAGAGAGGAGGGAGGAAGAACAAAAAGCCGAAGGAAUUCGAGCAUGCAGAAAGCGGAGAUGGCUGAGCUGCCGGACAGCUCUCCGGACCCCGGCGAUUGACCCGGCCCCACCGACAAUGAUACACACCGUGACCAUGCCUCGUAGCCCAACGUCAAGUGAAGAUGAAAUGGCACAAAGCUUUUCUGACUAUUCUGUUGAGUCUGAAUCAGACAGCUCCAAAGAGGAAACUAUUUAUGACACAAUCAGAGCAACUGCAGAGAAGCCAAGCAGCAGGAUGGAGGACAGUCAGAGCAACAUGCUGGUGAUUCGGGUUAUCAUACCCGACCUGCAGCAAACGAAAUGCAUCAGGUUUAACCCAGAAGCUUCAGUGUGGGUUGCAAAGCAACGAAUUUUGUGCACUUUGAACCAGAGUUUGAAAGAUGUGCUGAAUUAUGGACUGUUCCAGCCUGCAAGCAAUGGCAGAGAUGGGAAGUUCCUGGAUGAGGAACGGCUUCUGAGGGAAUACCCACAGCCAGUGAAUAAAGGAGUUCCUUCCCUGGAGUUUCGCUACAAGAAGAGAGUGUACAAACAGUUCAGCCUGGAUGAAAAGCAGCUGGCCAAGCUCCACACCAAGGCUAAUUUGAGAAAAUUUAUGGAUCACAUCCACCACCUCUCAGUGGAAAAAAUCACAAAGAUGUUGGACCGAGGACUGGACCCAAACUAUCAUGACCUGGAAAGUGGAGAAACACCCCUGACGUUGGCAGUGCAGCUUGACAAUACAGUAGAAGUCAUAAAAGCUCUAAAAAAUGGAGGAGCACAUUUGGACUUCAGAGCCAAAGAUGGAAUGACAGCUCUGCACAAAGCAGCCCGAGCCAAGAACCCAGCAACCCUCAAGACCCUUUUAGAGCUCGGGGCGUCUCCCAACUACAAAGACGGCUGCGGGCUGACGGCGCUGUACCACACGGCCGUGGUGGGGGGGGACCCCUGCUGCUGCGAGCUCCUGCUGCACGAACACGCCACCGUCGGCUGCAGGGACGAGAACGGCUGGCAAGAGAUCCACCAGGCGUGCCGCUACGGACACGUCCAACACCUGGAGCACCUCCUCUUCUACGGUGCCGACAUGGGUGCGCAGAACGCCUCGGGCAACACCGCGCUGCACAUCUGUGCCCUCUACAACCAGGAGAGCUGUGCCAGAGUGCUGCUGUUCCGGGGAGCCAACAAGGAGAUGAAGAAUUACAACAGCCAAACUCCAUUUCAGGUGGCUAUAAUAGCGGGAAACUUUGAGCUUGCUGAAUAUAUCAAGAAUCACAGGGAAGCUGAUAUUGGUUCCUGCUUCCCAUAUCCAAGUAGAAGUCCCUGGAAUUUGUUGCUGUCAGUGCCCUUCAGGGAGGCUCCCACCUACUCAAACAGGAGACGGAGACCUCCAAGCACCUUGGCAGCACCUCGGAUCUUGCUGCGUUCCAACAGCGACAACAAUCUGAACAUCAACAACCUCCCCGAGUGGUCAGCCUCCUCCUCUGCUUCUUCACAUCGCAGCCUUUCACCUCACCUGCUUCAACAGAUGCAGAAUAAUCCUAAUGGAACUGUAAAAACUGUGGGCAGCUACACUGCGUCCUCCAGGAGCCGCUCCCCAUCCCUCAACAGGCUGGGAGACGAUGCCAGGCGACAGCAGCACAGGCACAUCAGUGCUGUUUACAGUCCCGGUGCCAACAAGGAUUCUCUGUCUGCCUUGGAUUAUCAGGGUCCCAAACGCAAGCUUUACAGUGCUGUACCUGGAAGACUUUUUAUUGUUGUAAAGCCAUAUCAGCCUCAAGGAGAAGGGGAAAUACAUCUCCACAAAGGAGACAGAGUCAAAGUUCUGAGCAUUGGUGAAGGUGGAUUCUGGGAAGGCAGCACCCGGGGCCAUGUUGGAUGGUUUCCUGCCGAAUGCGUUGAAGAGGUCCAGUGUAAACCAAGUGAAAGCAAAGCAGAAACACGAACAGAUAGAACAAAGAAGCUCUUCAGACACUACACGGUGGGAUCUUACGACAGCUUUGAUGCUUCCAGUGACUGCAUCAUAGAAGAAAAGGCAGUGGUCCUGCAGAAAAAGGACAAUGAAGGAUUUGGAUUUGUGCUCAGAGGGGCAAAAGCUGACACACCAAUUGAAGAAUUCACCCCAACUCCAGCCUUUCCUGCUUUGCAGUACUUGGAAUCUGUGGAUGAAGGGGGAGUAGCAUGGCAAGCUGGCCUGAGAACUGGAGACUUUUUGAUCGAGGUUAAUAAUGAGAAUGUAGUGAAAGUUGGCCACAGGCAGGUGGUGAACAUGAUUCGGCAAGGGGGCAAUCACCUAGUUCUUAAGGUGGUCACAGUAACCAGGAAUCUUGAUCCAGAUGACACAGCUAGAAAGAAAGCCCCACCGCCUCCUAAGCGAGCUCCAACCACUGCGCUGACCUUGCGCUCUAAGUCCAUGACCUCAGAGCUUGAAGAGCUUGCUUCAGUACGGAAGAAGAAGGAUAUUCUCCCUUCACAUUUUGAAGGUUUGAAGAAGAGGAUUGUUUUUCGAGUCACACUAAAUAAGGUGGAUGAAAUAGUGCCAGUUUCCAAGCCAUCAAGAAUUGCAGACAAUGCAACUGUGGACUCCAGAGUGGCAACUAUUAAACAGCGGCCUUCUAGUAGAUGUUUCCCUUCAGCUGCAGAUAUGAAUUCCAUGUAUGAGAGACAGGGUAUUGCUGUGAUGACGCCCACUGUACCAGGGAGUCCUCAAGGUCCUUUUCUGGGUAUACCUCGGGGUACAAUGAGAAGACAAAAAUCUAUAGGAAUAACAGAGGAAGAACGGCAGUUUUUGGCUCCUCCUAUGCUCAAGUUUACCAGAAGUCUUUCGAUGCCUGACACCUCUGAAGAUAUUCCACCUCCACCACAGUCCUUACCUCCCUCACCACCACCACCUUCUCCUUCACUGUACAACUCUCCCAAAUCCCCAACAUCAAGGAGCUAUGGAACUAUCAAACCUCCAUUUAAUCAGAAUUCAGGUUCAAAAAUCUCUUUGGUUAGGCCUGAGAAUGUAGGGACAAUGAUUAGGGACAAAGGGAUCUACUUCAGACGAGAACUGGAUCGAUACUCCCUGGACUCUGAGGACCUGUACAGCCGCAGCGCCGCGUCCCAGGCAAACUUCAGGAAGCGGGGCCAGAUGCCAGAGAAUCCCUACUCCGAGGUCGGGAAGAUCGCCAGCAAAGCCGUGUACGUGCCGGCCAAGCCCGCGAGGCGGAAGGGGAUGCUGGUGAAGCAGUCCAAUGUGGAAGACAGUCCAGAAAAGACCUGCUCCAUUCCCAUCCCAACCAUCAUCGUGAAAGAGCCAUCUACCAGCAGCAGCGGGAAAAGCAGCCAAGGGAGCAGCAUGGAAAUCGACCCUCAGUCUUCAGAGCAACCCGGGCAACUCCGACCUGAUGACAGCUUAGGUGUCAGCAGCCCGUUUGCAGCAGCCAUUGCUGGAGCUGUGAGGGACAGGGAAAAGAGGCUGGAAGCGAGGCGCAAUUCUCCGGCUUUCCUUUCCACAGACCUAGGAGAUGAGGAUGUUGGACUAACGCCACCAACACCACGGAUGAGGCAGUCAAAAUUUACCGAUGAAGCAAUGUUUAGCAGCGAAGAUGGUUUUAGACAGCUGAUGUCACCAUCUCCAAUUCCUGCACCGAGAGAGCCUGAAAAUCUUUUUAAUAGCAGUGAGCCCAGCAGUCAAAGUGAUCCAAGGACAUUGAAUGCUUCAUCCAAAAUGAAAGGUACUGAGAACAGUACAGUGGCAGCUAAGCCCACCAACGCGCCCAGCCCGGACAGUUACGUGCACCCGGUCACGGGGAAGCUGCUAGAUCCAAACUCCCCACUAGCCCUCGCUCUCUCUGCCAGGGACAGAGCCAUGAAAGAACAAACGCAGCAGAUUCCAGGCAAAGGGGACAUUGUUAAAGCUGACCUUAACAAACCACUUUACAUCGAUACGAAGCUGAGACCCAAUAUUGAAACGACUUUUCCUGUCACUGCCACCGUCAGUAGGCAAAACACCCGCGGCCCACUCAGACGGCAGGAGACUGAGAACAAGUAUGAGACAGAUGUGGGGAAAGAGAAGAAAGCAGAGGAGAAGAAGAACAUGUUGAUAAACAUUGUGGAUACCUCGCAGCAGAAGUCUGCUGGCUUGUUAAUGGUUCACACUGUGGACACCGCAAAGUCAGAUGAUUCGCCUCAAGAUGAAGAGGAGAAGACAGCUGAGCUGGAGCCGAACCCCGAAGAGUCCCUACCAGAGAGGCCAGAGGGGAGCGCGGAAGCGGAGGGUGAGCUGAACGUGCCUGCAGCGCCCGAGCCCCCGGCAUCCCCCUGCAAAACCAUCGUGGCGGCGAGCUCCGUCGACGACCCUGUCAUCCUGCCCUUCCGCAUCCCUCCUCCGCCCCUGGCAUCAGUGGACAUCGAUGAGGAGUUCCUGUUCACCGAGCCACUGCCGCCCCCCUUAGAGUUCGCCAACAGCUUCGACAUCCCCGACGACCGCGCAGCUCCCGGCACGGCACUGCCGGACUUGAUGAAGCAGAGGAAGAACGACACGCCCGCACCCGCACCCUUUGCCCCCAGCCAGCCAGCCAAUUCCUUAGACAGUAAAAAGCAAGUGGGUCUGUCAAACUGUUUGCCUGCCUCAUUUCUGCCACCCCCUGACAGCUUUGAUAACGUCACUGACUCUGGCAUCGAGGAGGUAGACAGUCGGAGUAGCAGUGACCAUCACUUAGAGACAACCAGCACUAUCUCAACAGUGUCCAGCAUCUCCACCUUAUCCUCAGAGGGGGGUGAGAACGUGGAUACUUGCACAGUCUAUGCAGAUGGGCAAACAUUUCUGGUGGACAAGCCCCCAGUACCUCCUAAGCCAAAAAUGAAGCCCAUAAUCAACAAAAGCAAUGCACUUUACAAGGACGCGCUGAUCGAGGAAGCUGUGGACAGCUUCGUGAUCCCUCCUCCCGCGCCGCCCCCGCCCCCAGUCAGCGCGCAGCCCAGCAUGGCCAAGGUGGUUCCCCAAAGGACAUCUAAGCUGUGGGGCGACGUGCCAGAGGUGAAGAGCCCAAUCCUCUCGGGCCCCAAGGCUAACGUGAUUAGCGAGUUGAACUCCAUACUACAGCAGAUGAACAGAGAGAAAUCCUCAAAGCCAGCGGAAGGACUGGAGUCGCCCACGGGAACAAAAACUGCCAGUCUCAGUACAAGGAGCACGGAGGUCAUGAGUACUGUCUCAGGUACACGAAGUACAACAAUCACUUUCACUGUCCGACCUGGAACCAGCCAGCCCAUCACUCUGCAGAGCAGGUCCCCAGACUAUGACAGUAGGACCUCAGGAGCGAGACAUGCUCCAAGCCCUGUGGUUUCACCAACAGAGAUCAAUAAAGACAUCAUGCCUGCUCCUCUGAGUGCUUCUGCUUCGGCUUCAUCUCCUUCUCCAACUCUGUCCGAUGUAUUUAGCCUACCCAGCCAGCCCCCCUCCGGGGACUUAUUUAGCUUGACCACAGGGCGCAGCAGGUCUCCUUCUCCCUCGAUACUACAACAGCCAAUCUCAAAUAAGCCUUUUACAACUAAGCCUGUCCACCUGUGGACUAAACCAGACGUGGCAGAUUGGUUGGAAAGUCUAAACUUAGGUGAACAUAAAGAAACAUUUAUGGACAAUGAAAUAGAUGGCACUCAUUUACCAAAUCUACAGAAGGAAGAUCUGAUAGACCUUGGAGUGACUAGAGUUGGGCACAGAAUGAACAUAGAAAGAGCUUUGAAGCAGCUGCUGGACAGAUAAGAAUAGCUCCUUUGCCUCACAAACUUCUGUUGAUAAACUAGAGAUGGGCUGGUACUGAAAUACCCCAAAUGCCUUUGUCUGUCUUUGAGUGCCAGCAAAAUUGGGGGGAGGGGGAAAACCAGUUCAGUUCCUGGUACUCAGGGAAGGCAGACUGUGUGCUACAUGCCCAAACUAAACCAAACCACAAUACACAAGUGGGGCCAUUUUCUUUCAAAGUUGUGGGGAGAUAUGAGAGAGAGAGAGAGAGAGAAAAUUGUUAACUUCAAAACCCUGCCUCUCGGUGACGCCCUUCUGCUGGAACCCUUCCUUGCCACUUUUCUUUCCCGCUGCGUUUCCUUUUUUUAUGGAAAAGUUCUGGAUUCUCUCCUUGACAGUCUCCAGGCAGGCUUCCCUCCCCAGCCCUUAGCUCACUUGAAGAGGACAGAUGACUUCAUUACCAUUCAAGUCCAGCUUUAUUGGCAGCAGGGGCCCAAUAGCGAGGUAGAGGAGUUCCUAGUGGCGGCUUUUGCCAGCUCAGCUCCAGGAUUUGUUGGCAGUGCAGCUGGUGGUUCUGCUGGAACUAGUUCAAAGGUAACCUUGCUCUGUUUUACCUGGUGUUUCUUUAUUUCUGCAGUUACACUUAGCACUCUUCCAAGGUGGCAGAACAAGUUCAAUACAUGCUCCGUUGGCUUGACCUGUAAGAUGAGCAGGGGCUUAGGAAGUUCCAUCUCAACGUGAGGAGGAACUUUGGAGUCACUCAGAACCCAGCCAGACACCAUCCUCUGCAACCUGCUGCAGGCAAACCUGCACUGGCAGAGAGGUUGGAUUAGGUAAUCUCCAGAGGACCACUCCAACCCCUACCGUUCUGUGAAUCUGUGAUGCAGAUGUUGCAUGGGAACUGAGGAGGAAUGCGCACUUAGAGGGACAACAAAAUGAAGCUAGUUUGAACCUGAGACCCCCCAGUUUUCAACCAGCUGCUGCUGACUUGCACUCUGAACUCCACAACAUUCAGGCCCAUCUUUUGGACUUGAGAGCCAGGGAGGCUGACCCCGGAGAGCUGCCAUUUAAUUCAGCAAGUGCUCGGCCGUUUGGAACAGCAGGCCCAGGAAGAAGCAGAUAGAGGAAUGUUCCCACUGAAGCCAGAUGGAAGGCUGCCAGGGUUUUAAGUGUGAGGGAUUUCAGCUUGUUGGCAGAAAGGGAAAUGUUUCAGCUUGCUAAAAAGGCAAAAAAAGGUGAAAAGGUAGUGCCAAGCUGGGAAGAGGCAUGGGGCCUUGCAGCCUGCCUGUGUUGCAAGGGCCAGCGGAGCCGGGGAGGUGUCCGGCUUCUCAUUUUUAGCACUGUUAAGAGGUGCUGGCUUCUUGACAAGGAGAGCAGACUGAGCACUUCAGCAGGGCUGGAUGCUGCCACCAGGCUCCAGCCAUUUCUUUGCAGGGUUGUUAGUGAGAUGCUGCUAGAAACCAGGCGACCGUGGCCAGCCGUGGACUGGGCAGGGGUAGGAGAGCUCCAGAGCUUUCCAGGAGACUUCGGUCAGCUGGGGAGGAAGACACAGGCUUGGUUAAUCUGACUUCUUUUUUCUUUUUGUUCUUCUCUUCUUUUUAAAGUUAACAAGUCUCUCUCUGCAUGUUUGAACUCCCCCUGUAAUUAACACCUCUGACUGUCUCUGAGUUUUCUAGGUCUUUCCUGACACGAUACCCAAGCUGUUUGAGGUGGGUACAUUGUGUGUGGAUGGCUGACUGCCUAUCUACCAUACUUUUCAGGUUCCCUUACAUUUUGCAAGGUACCUGAACUUUCUUUCCUUGAUAUGGUCCUUGAUAUGGUCCAGCCUAUCUCUAAUUUUUUUAUUGUGAUUAUUUUUUGCUCACAAACAAGUGUCUAAUUAGGUCUGCAACAGCCCUAGUAUGAGUACCUAAACUUUAGCAUUUUAAAUAUCUUUCUUUACUGCAAGUUUAAAUAGUUGUACAGAUAGUUUAUAAGCACAAUAUUUUAAGAAAAUAAGUGGCUGGUCUACUGGGCAGCCUUUGUGCCACUUCAGUGCUAGGAAGUUAAACAACAACAAAAAAAAAGAAAAAAAAAGAACAAAAAACAGCAAACACUUUUGUGGUUUACUACUAUUUCUGUGGAAUAACGAUAAAGUCUUGACCUUUUUAAAAACCAACCUCAUUUGGAUGCAUCUGAACCAGCAGAGCUGUGUUAUAUUUUCUAUCUUUGCUAGAACUUCUACAAAGCAGGAUGAAUAUUUCUUCAGAAGUGGUUACAGUCACCGACACAAAACAGCUCCCUCAGCCUCCCGCCCCGGUACGGCACAGCAAACCUUUUGGCUUUAACACCUCUUACUGCGCUCUCUUUGUAUUUGAAUGCUCCGAGCAACCCUGUCACAGCCCCCCGAGUCCUGAGGCAUUUUACUUUCAGGGUCCUGACUUUUUCCACAGGUGGCGUAGCAAAGGGCGGUUUCCUUCAGGUAGUGGAUGCAGGCAGGGGGAGGCCAGCCAAUGCCUUCAGGAAGUGUAGAAAUGGUAACUCCUAGCCAUCGUUGUCUUCCAUGUGGUGACCUGACAGACUUCAGUAACUAAACCACUAAUGCCAUGCUCUCCUGGGUCGGGUUUCUUUGGGUACAGUUGCUAUUACCUCUAUGGCACGUGCCAGAACGUACAGCAGAGGCUGCGCUAGCAGAAGUAGAGGUUGGCUCUUGAGCUGCUUUUUAGUCGCAACCUGCCUCUUGAGUUUGGGUUGAACGAGUGCUGCUACACCCAGUAAAUUCCAGUUGACAGGAGUCCCUUUCUCACGCAGGAGCCUUUGUUGCUGGUGUAUCUCUUCAGGCCCUGAAAGCCUAGGGACAGCAGCAGUAGCAGACGAGGUUUAAGACAUUAAAGAGCUAACAAAGUAGUUUAUUUUUCUCCUCGUGUCUUACAAAGCAAAGGUGAGGAGACCUGGGAGGAGCUGCUCUCAGCGCGCCUGCCAAGAUCUCUAGCUGUGUGUGGCCAUCUUGCUGCAGAAAGCAAUAGUAACAGAGACGUUGCCUCCGAGUCUUUCCAUCAGCCUGGAAAUGUUGGGGGGGAGAGGGAAGCCCCACUUAUUUCAUGCUACUCCGAUAGUGAAAACCAAGUUGUUAGAGCUCUCUGAACUCCGUUACGAUACUCUGGGUUUUAGGCUUCACUUUUGUUUCUCGCCUGUGACUGGAACCGAUCGCGCUCCCAUGCCCUAGUUUCUGUAAUAUUUGUGUAUACAAGACCAAAACCUUACCAGAUGUAAAUUGUGUAUAACUGCAGAGAGCCCUGCCCCGGGGCUCUGAGAACACUUUCAGUUGGGUUCAUAUAUGAUACAAUGACUAGAUGUGACUGUUGAUUUACAGAAUUUACAUAUCACGGCAGUUAAUUAUUUGUGCUACUUAAGUUAAUAAAAAUAGUGAACUAUUACUUUAUUUUCCCUCAGUUCCUGAGCAAGCAUUACCCAGUUGAUCUGGCGAUGACUAUGUGUAUGAGCCACCGAUAUUGACCAUUUUUCCAUUGCAUUUUGUUUCUUUUCUUUUCUAGGUAUGACUCUGUUCCUCGCUAUAGUUUGUGUAACAAUUUGUGUUCACGUUCUCUAUGUUGCUGUAAUUUUUGUGCUUUAAUUCCUCUUAUUUCAACUGGUUUAAAAAAAAAAUUCAAUCUCCUGUAACUUGCACUUUUCCCCAAUCCCUAAUACUCUUGUAUGGCAACCAAAAUUACUGUAAGAAAUAAAUAUCAUAUUGCACUAAGGUGGUGGUUCUGAUUGCAAACAGAGAACACUGUCUGGAGGGUUAUUAAAAACAAAAAUCAAUGACAAAAGUUACCCAAAAAGUUGCAAUCUACUGUUUUUGGAAGUGCAUAAAAUGCUUUAACAAACUGUGAACAGGAUGAAGGUGGAACUAUUGCUUUUAUUGCUGGGGAAAACCUUUCCUUUUGUGUCUCUUCUUUUGGGUUGAAGCAUUCUUUAUGCCCAGCUCGAGGUCAUUUCUGAACUGCACGUUCAGGUUGGGAAUUUGGAAAGUCAGUUUUCAGCAAGUGGCAGCACAAUAGCUUCUCUCUUUGCCUUAAGGUGGAUCCAGACACUGGUGGAAUAUUCCUCCCCUUGCAAGGGGAGCCUGUCGGGAGUGCACGCUCGGAACCCAGUCGUGCACGGCACUGCGCUGCGCUGGGGCUCUGUUCUGUAACCAGGCACGGGGGAGCGGGGGAAAGGGGCCGGAGUGGUUGUAAAGCAGAGCAGCUCUACAGAGGAGAAAAGGGGAGAGUGCUCCUUGUCAGACUCUGUGCAUCUUGUGUCUGAAGCAAUGUACUAGCAGGGUGUAUCUGUACUGUGAAUAAACACGGCCCCAAGCGGCCACAAAUAAGGAAACAACUCAGACCUUCUUUCGGCUUCAAACAAACUCGGUUGUGUUGCUAUCUUUCAAUGCUGAUGCGACGAAGGACGUUUUUUAUUUUCCUUGUCUAAGAUAAUGGAAUAAAUGCCCAGAUCUGUU